This is a messenger RNA of Mytilus trossulus (common blue mussel), 1347 nucleotides long. RefSeq names its product tripartite motif-containing protein 2-like. The transcript is spliced from 2 exons. The record is from RefSeq and is a predicted model, not a curated record. Bases 134 to 1339 code for a protein of 401 amino acids. Gene Ontology annotation, molecular function: ubiquitin protein ligase activity; zinc ion binding. Lineage: Eukaryota; Metazoa; Mollusca; Bivalvia; Mytilida; Mytilidae.
CGUUACCGAAUCAUACAUAACGCCUAGUGACGACAACAUUCUUUCGAAGUAUAUAUUCAAUCUUUGUGCUCGUUCUUGCAGUUCGUAAACAUUAUAAUUUUGUUGUUGCUUAGAAAGCCAUGGUUGAGUAGCAAUGUCAAAUAUACUUCUUGAAUGGUAUAAAAGAAGGUUAGAAAGCGAACGUUACCAUACGACAUCAAUAGAUUACAACACUACAAUACUGAACAAUAUGGCGAAUACCAGUACGUUAUCAGCAUCUCCAUCAUCUACAACCGGCGGAACCGGAAACAAACUAGCGCAAGAAAUACAAGAUGAAUUCCUCGUCUGUAAAAUAUGUCUGGAGGUGUAUAAACAUCCAAAAUGUUUGGACUGUCCUCAUACAUUUUGUGAGGCUUGUAUUGAUAAUCACGUCAUGUCCGAAUGUUCGUACAAAAAGUAUAGCGAUUACAGGGAUUUUACCUGCCCAAUCUGUAGGAAAAGGACCCAACUACCGCUAGGUGGGGCGAAGAAGCUUCCAGCAAAUUUCCUUGUUUCCGGUCUUUCAGAAGUGGUUGGACGACAAAAACCCUCCAAAUACCCGUACUGCGAUUUUUGCAAAUUGGUCAAUCAUAAACACAGAGAAGCAACAUCAAAAUGUUUAGAUUGUAAUAAAUUGUUAUGCAAGUCAUGCGUAGAUUUACAUAAGGAAACAAAAGUUACAAAGGGUCAUAGCAUUUUUGAUGUAGAAAUUGAAAAAGAUAUCGUAUGCAAAGAGCAUUCGGAAGAAGUAGUUCGAUUUUAUUGUGAGCCAUGUGAAACAUGCAUUUGCGUUCUUUGCACGUUCAACGAGCACAAAGAUCAUGAAAUAACCCAAUUUUCGGAGGCAGUGAUCAAAUACAAGGAGACGCUUCAGCAGUUGUUAGACAAUUGUAAAUCAAAGAUCACUGGAUACGACGUCCAACUUGAAGCAUUAUCGAAAUGUGAUACUGUCAUUAAAGCAGCCGAACAAAGUAUACGUGACUCGGCCAUUCAGUAUAUCAGCGACAUCAGAGCAAAGGAAAAACAACUGGUUGACGAUCUGCACGAGACUUACGGCAGUGACGUCAUGGACUAUGUUUCGAAGCGUACUGAUAUGCAGAUGAACAUCGAUAGUUUAAAAAGUACUUGUAAUUUGACCGAACUCGUUUUGAAAGGUAAAGACAUUGAACUGCUUUUGUUGAAAAAACAAGUCCAGGAGAAACUCUCUUCUUUAUCAGAUAUUGAGUUAAGGGAUCUACCACCCACUGUAAAUAAACAAAUUGCAUUUGUCCCAGGAGUAAUUAACUUUGGAGAACUUUGCGAAAGCGAUAAACCUAUUUGAACCGUGCU